AUGAUACAACGGGUUCCAGAGGGAAUGGGUCAGAUUGGUCCACGCUUCUCCAAUCGAUAUCUGAAUGGCCAGGCCCACCUGAGAACCUGCACAGGAGUUCAACGGGGAACGGGGAGUCCUCCAGCAAACUCUUCGACGAGCAAGUUAGAGAGAGAAGUGGAAUGCCAUAUCAGACUGGACCACCCACUCAUUACUGCUCUCGUCGAGAGAUGGCGCACAGAGACUCAUACAUUUCAUUUCCCGACCGGUGAGGCCACCGUCACAUUGCAGGACGUAUCUGUCCUAUACGGUCUACGGAUUGAUGGGCGAGCAGUUACUGGACUUGACCCAUCAUUGACGACGGAGCAGUGGAUAGCGCUAUGUGCUGAGCUAUUGGGAGUAGCACCUACACUUGCAGACUUACAGGCAGGUAGAGUGAGGGUGAGGUGGCUGUCGGAGCAUUUUCAGGGCGAUUUUCCAGAUGAUGCUGCAGAUGAGUUAGUACAGCAGCAUGCGCGAGCAUAUAUUCUGUGGCUUAUUGGGGGUGUACUUCUCCUUGAUAAGUCACAGAACCUGCUCAAGCUGAUGUAUUUGCCACUGUUGAGAGACAUUGACGUCAUCGGCCAGUACAGCUGGGGCGCCGCGGCUUUGGCAUGCUUGUAUAGGAUGUUAUGUCGAGCCACUCAGGUGGGUGUGACUCAGAUCGGAGGACCCCUUGUCUUGCUACAGAUUUGGGCGUGGGAGAGAUUGAUUCGCAUUGCGCCGUCUAGGCGGCAAGUGGUUGCUCCUGGUAAGGUUCCCAUCAGCCAGGGAGACAUGCAGUUGCCAGCCGGACCUCGAGGUAGCCGAUGGAGGGUUGACAUGGGCCACGAGGUCGUAUCGACCCACGUAGUCGUCGUGUAUAGAGACCAGCUUGACCGGAUGAUAGAGGGCGAGGUCUGGUAUUUCAGUUAUAUCUGUUGGGAUCGGAUGUCCAAGCAGCAGAUUGGGACUGGCCAUAGAGUUGGAGCCCUCUAA
This is a messenger RNA of Camellia sinensis, 996 nucleotides long. The record is from RefSeq and is a predicted model, not a curated record. Lineage: Eukaryota; Viridiplantae; Streptophyta; Magnoliopsida; Ericales; Theaceae.